Condylura cristata (star-nosed mole) is the source of this 2264-nucleotide messenger RNA. It is a transcript of the gene ELN, whose product is annotated as elastin. The record is from RefSeq and is a predicted model, not a curated record. Gene Ontology annotation, molecular function: extracellular matrix structural constituent. The coding region runs from base 13 to 2172 and encodes 719 amino acids. The transcript is spliced from 35 exons. Lineage: Eukaryota; Metazoa; Chordata; Mammalia; Eulipotyphla; Talpidae.
UUUCUCCCCGAGAUGGCGGGUCUGACAGCUGCAGCCCUGCGCCCUGGAGUCCUCCUGCUCCUGCUGUCCAUUGUGCGCCUCUCGCAAGCUGGAGGGGUCCCAGGGGCCAUUCCUGGUGGGGUUCCUGGUGGAGUCUUUUACCCAGGGGCUGGCGUCGGAGGCCUGGGAGCAGGAGCGUUGGGACCUGGAGGCAAACCACCCAAACCAGGGGCUGGACUCGGGGCAUUUGCACCAGGUGCUGGAGCGCUCGCAGGCGGAGGCCCUGGGGCAGGGCUGGGAGCCUUUCCUGGAGGCGCCUUCCCAGGGGGAGUGGCACCUGGAGCCGCCUUCCCAGGAGGAGUGGCACCUGGAGCCGCCUUCCCAGGGGGGGUGGUCCCCGGAGGUGCUGCUGGUGCUGCUGCAGCCUACAAAGCUGCUAAGGCUGGUGCUGGACUCGGUGGUGUUGGCGGCGUGGGGGGUGUCGCUGGUGUCGGAGGCGUCGGAGGUGUCCCUGGCAUUGGUGGUGUUGGUGGCUUAGGAGUGUCUACAGGUGCUGUGGUGCCUCAGCCCGGAGCAGGAGUCGGAGUCGGGGCGAAGCCUGGGAAAGUCCCUGGUGUGGGGCUGCCAGGUGCAUACCCAGGUGGAGUUCUUCCCGGAACAGGAGCUCGGUUCCCAGGCGUGGGGGUGCUCCCUGGAGUUCCUACUGGAAUAGGAGUCAAGCCCAAGGGCCCAGGUGCAGGUGGACCUUUCGGUGGAAUCCCAGGAGUUGGGCCCUUUGGGGGUCAGCAGCCUGGAGUCCCUCUGGGGUAUCCCAUCAAAGCCCCCAAGUUGCCAGGUGGCUAUGGACUGCCCUACAGCACUGGAAAACUGCCCUAUGGCUAUGGGCCUGGAGGAGCAGCUGGUGCUGGGGGCAAGGCCGGGUACCCGACAGGCACAGGAGUUGGUGCCCAGGCUGCAGCAGCAGCUAAAGCAGCAAAAUAUGGAGCUGCUGGAGGCUUGGUGCCAGGCUUUGGCCGGGUCCCAGGUGCCGGAUUCCCAGGGGUUGGAGUCCCAGGUGCCGGACUUCCAGGUGUUGGGGUUCCAGGUGUUGGGGUUCCAGGUGCAGGGGUUCCAGGAGCUGUGUCACCAGCUGCUAAGGCAGCUGCCAAAGCUGCUAAAUACGGGGCCAGAGGAGGAGUAGGAGUUGGCGGCGUCCCCACUUUUGGGGCUGGUGUUGGGGGCCUUCCCGGCUUUGGUGCUGGAGUCGGAGCAGGAGCAGCCCAGGCAGCAGCUAAGGCAGCUAAGUAUGGUGCUGCAGGAGGACUGGUGCCAGGUGCUGGUGGCAUCGUACCAGGUGUGCCAGGCGUUGGAGGUGUGGCAGGAGCAGGGACCCCAGCAGCUGCUGCUGCUGCUGCUAAAGCUGCUGCCAAAGCUGCCCAGUAUGGGGUAGGUGGCGUUCCGGGAGGCGUUCCAGGAGGCGUUCCGGGAGGCGUUCCAGGAGGCGUUCCCGGCGGCGUUCCCGGCGUGGUUCCCGGUGUUGGUGGUAUUGCUGGAGUUGGGGCUCCGGCCGGAGGCAAAACUGCUGCCCAGUUGGCCGCCAAAGCCCGGGCUGCAGCUGGGCUUCCUGCCGGUGUGCCUGGAUUCGGAGCUGGUGCUGGGGUUCCUGGAUUUGGAGCUGGUGCUGGGGUUCCUGGAUUUGGAGUUGGAGCAGUACCUGGAUCCCCGGCUGCGGCUAAAGCAGCCAAAUAUGGAGCAGCAGGUGCAGGGGGUCUUGGAGGAGUAGGUGUGCCAGGUGGUGUGGCAGGAGCUGGACCUGCUGCCUCAGCUGCUGCUGCCAAAGCUGCUGCCAAAGCUGCCCAGUAUGGCCUGGGUGGAGCCGGAGGCCUGGGAGCUGGAGGGCUCGGAGCUGGAGGGCUCGGGGUUGGAGGACUUGGGGCAGGUGGAGCCGUCCCAGGCUUUGGAGGCGUGUCCCCAGCUGUAUCUGCUAAAGCAGCCAAAUACGGUGCCGCUGGCCUUGGAGGUGUCCUGGGAGCUAGGCCCUUCCCAGGUGGAGGAGUUGCAGCAAGACCUGGCUUCGGAUUGUCCCCCAUUUUCCCAGGUGGUGGAGCUGGGGGCCUGGGAGUUGGUGGCAAACCACCCAAGCCCUAUGGAGGAGCCCUGGGAUACCAAGGUGGGGCCUGCCUGGGGAAAUCCUGUGGCCGGAAGAGAAAGUGAGCUUCCCAGGACCCCUGACUCACGACCUCAUCAACGUUGGUGCUACUGCUUGGUGGAGAAUGUAAACCCUUUGUGACCCUCACCCCCCCUCC